CCCAUCAAAAUCCAACACAAACACCAAAUUUGCUGGCUGCCAUGGCGUCGUCGUUUACUCAUCAGAAAUGGACGGUGAUGGCAUUAUUCCUGAUUGGAUUUUUGUCUUUUGGUUGGGCUGCCAUUCUGUCCCGUGAGACUCAACAGCCUUGCAUUGCCAAUGGCAAGUUGAAAUCCUUCGCUCUGAAUGUGGAUCAGAAUGCUGAUUUUAUCCCACUAGCCAAUCAAGAUUUCAAAUGCGGAGUGGCCAAUAGUGCAGUGUCGAGGAUCGUCGGUGGGGAAGUGUCGGAACCGAACGAAUAUCCCUGGACGGUUUUUCUGAAUCUUUACUUUUGGAGUGGAGAUAGAGCCACUUGCACUGGGACUUUAAUCGGAUCCAAAUGGAUCCUAACUGCUGCCCAUUGCACUUUCGGGGUUGUCAACAUUUCGGUGGUUUUGGGGUCGCACGACACGUCUGCCGGAAACGAACCUCAUCGUCAAACUGUUGUCGUUCCGGCUCAGAAUAUUAAAACUUAUCCCGGUUUUUAUUACGGCAAAACGGAAGACGAUAUGGCGUUGCUGGAACUGCCCCAGGAAAUCAACUAUUCCAAAUAUAUCUUACCGGCCUGUCUUCCGUAUUCCGAUGAUUCCGACCAAGUUGGAGAUCCUGUGACUCUCGCCGGAUGGGGAAACUAUUCCAGUACUCCGGAUUCCGGUUUGAGUCCUGAAUUGCGCAAGGUUCAAACGACAGUUAUUUCUUCAUCCGGUGACAACGGCCAAUGCCAACAACUGUGGGGCAACGGGCCCUUUUCCGGUGAAAAAGUCAUUUGCGGCGAUGGAUCCACCGGAAAUCGUUUUUGCUAUGGAGAUGAUGGUGGGCCGAUGAAUUAUUUCAACAACUUUACGGAAUCGUACACGGUCGUAGGAGUGGCCUCGCUAGGUGACGCUACAGUCAACUGUCAAAGUUCCCGACUUCCUAAUAUUUACGGUCGAGUCCGGUACUACCUGGACUGGAUCUACAACAACACCGACAUCACUCCUACUCCAAAACCUACAACCACAACGACAACCACCACAACAACUACAACCACAACGACGACCACAACAACAACCACAACGACGGAAGAUCCGACCGUUUUUAGUUGCAGAAACAAACCGGACGGUAUCUACGCCAAUCCAUUCGAUGAUUGUUCAAUCAUCUUCUACAUGUGCUCCAAUAGUAACAAAUACGAAUACAUUUGCCCAGACGCUGGAACUGUUUUUAAUUCGCAAAUUUGUGCAUGCGACUUCCCAUACAACGUACCGGCGUGUGGGGUCUCCAAUACAGUAAUUAAUUAAAAUAAAAUUUAAUAUUACUUAAACUGAAAUUUAUUCGCUUCAAAUUUAUUUCGUUUCUCUUGCUAUUGUAUAUUGCACAUGAGAAUUGAGAACCUUUUUUCUUGAUAUAUACUACAAAAUCAAAAUUCAAAU
Molecule: messenger RNA, 1448 nt
Organism: Daphnia pulicaria
Lineage: Eukaryota; Metazoa; Arthropoda; Branchiopoda; Diplostraca; Daphniidae
Product: brachyurin-like
Exons: 8
Coding region: 42-1316 (424 amino acids)
Biological process (GO): proteolysis
Cellular component (GO): extracellular region
Molecular function (GO): chitin binding; serine-type endopeptidase activity
Source: RefSeq, a predicted model, not a curated record